AUGACAACUUCAAAUCUGCUCGAGUCCAAGUCGCGAUGGCACCCUACACCCUCGUAUCAUCUCAAGGCGCUCCGGGGGUGGAUGAACGAUCCUUGCGCCCCCGGCUUCGAUCCCAGCACUGGUGAAUAUCACUUGUUCUAUCAAUGGAACCCCAAGUCCUGCGACUGGGGCGACAUCUGCUGGGGCCACUUCGCCAGCCCGGACGGUGUACGCUGGCAGCACAACGGCGCCGAUCCGGUCCUAGCGCCCGCCCUCUCCCACGAGGACAAGGGCAUCUUCACGGGCUGCAUGCGCGCGGCCUGCCCGCGGGGCGAGAAGCGCCAGCUCACCGUCUUCUACUCCUCCGAGGAGGAGGAGAAGCAGCUCUAUGGUGUUCUCUCCGGAGGAGUGGUCGGCGAGGGGCCGAACGCGUUUCUGUAUGCCGUCGCGCCGGACGACUUGGCGACGUGGACGUACCUGGGGCCGCUGGUCGAUAUCCCGGCCCGGCUUCGCCGCCCGGGCCGCUGGGGCGGCGAUUUCGGCGUGAACUGGGAGUGUAAAACACAGAAAACCCCGGGGGAAGAAGAUCCGCAUGGCCUCUGGGCGCUCUGGAUGGGCGGAAUUCUGAAGAAAGAUUCAGACGGCCGGUCCGUCUUAGCCUACGAUUUCGGUGGCGUCUUGGACCACGGGACCUUCUACGCGCCCAACUCGUAUAAACACCCCGAAACCGGGGAGAGGAUCGUGUGGGGAUGGAUAAGAGAGGAAGAAUUAACGCUGGCGCGACGCGAGCCGAAGGGCUGGACGGGCUACCUGUCUUUGCCCCGCGAGUUAUUCUUUCUGCGGCUGCCGAACGUCAUCCGCGCGCUGAAGACGCCCCUCGACGAUAUCUCCGCCGUAAAAGUCCUGGACCGCGGAUCUGCAGGCGGCGGGAGGGCAAAGACCGUGCGCACUCUUGGCGUGCGGCCGUGGCCGGCGCUUGGAUCGUUGAGGCCGGAGGCGUCUAUGAGCCGGCCGUCGAUCGCGACGGAUAGGAGCAGGCCUCGUCUGCUCGCGGUGACCAAGUCGACGAACUGGGAGCUCGAAGCCACCAUCAAAGUGCGCCCAGGCCUCGAACAGAUCGGCUUCCACGUACGGCACGACCGAAAUUCGGCCAACUCGACGAAAGUAUAUUUCUCCGCCGGAGAGGAGCAGAUUGUCGUCGACGAGACCCUGUCGAAUAGCGAGGCAGAUAUCAAAAAGGAGGCACUGGCAGGUCCGUUUACCCUGUUUGUUUUCGGCAACGACGGGUCCCAGGUCGUAGAAGAUCUCCGCCUGCGUAUAUUCAGCGACGGGGAUGUCCUCGAAGUGUUUGCCAAUGAUCGCUUCGCCCUUUCCACUACCGUCUAUGCAGAUGCUCUGAGCUGCUUAGGCAUCAGCUGCUUCGUGCAAGGCAAAGGUCUCGACAUAGGCGGGUUUGAGUCGACCCGUUUGAUAAAGCUGGCCCAGGGCGCCAAUCCUUUCCCGCGAAAAUGCUUCUUGUCGCUCUCGGAUCCGUUUAAACCGGAAGAGGAAUUCGACAGGAAUGAUGAAAUCUUCGACAUGGGCGCUCGCGUCAUCCCCAUCUUGAUCGCAUCUUAGCGGCAACGCCACCACAUCUGCGAUAGUACUCGUGAUGUCCUUUGGCUCACUCGCCAUUCACUCGGCCGUGACGUCCCCCCGAUGCUCCCGAUGCUCCUGCCAGUGGGCCAGAAAGGUAUCGUCCAUGAUGAGGAACAGGGAUGUAAACUGGUUAAAGCCAAGCUCGGCGUACCGGGGGACGGUGGGAUCCGGCGUUGGGAUGCCCGACUGGAGAGGGCCGACCACGCUAGGGCAUCCCGAAGCUACGACUAAACCACACAAAUGCUAUCAUCGAGAUCUCGAGGAAGACAUGAUCUGGGGUACGCUUACCACCGGCUCCUCGAUCAUGUGGCCGUUGGGGCCAGGCUGUGGAGACUUGUCCGCUUGUAAGUCUCGAGGCUACGCUGCACCAAACCGUCCACCUGGGCCGUAUCCAUCCCAGGCAUAGUAUCAAACCGCUAGAACAGAAAUGUAGUCACCGA
This is a messenger RNA of Durotheca rogersii, 2057 nucleotides long. Its product is annotated as glycosyl hydrolase. The transcript is spliced from 5 exons. Gene Ontology annotation, molecular function: sucrose alpha-glucosidase activity. Gene Ontology annotation, biological process: sucrose catabolic process. Bases 1 to 1596 code for a protein of 531 amino acids. NCBI's taxonomy places the organism in Eukaryota, Fungi, Ascomycota, Sordariomycetes, Xylariales, Xylariaceae. The record is from RefSeq and is a predicted model, not a curated record.